CUCUUUGUUUGCGGAGGUAAUAAAAGUGUAAACUUCCGGUGGCGGUAUGUGUUGAUUUGUUUUGGGUAUCAGUUGAAUAGAAAGGUUACAGAAGAAAGAUAACAACCAUGGCAGCAACCCGAGAGAAAAGGAGCAAUGCUGGUGCUAAGAUGGCUCGUCUCCUUGAUGACGAGGAGGAAGAUGACUUCUAUAAGACAACAUAUGGGGGCUUUACAGAGGAAGUUGAAGACAAUGAUUACCAGUCUGAGAAUUCUGAAUCGGAGGCAACAGACUCUGACAUAGACAUUGAUGAAGAUGACGAAGCCCGCAGCGAUUUGGACGAUGAUGAACCUCUGCGUAAGAAGAGGGGCGUGGAUACCAAAGCUUAUAAGGAGCCUGUGAAGAAAGACGCCUCGGAGAGGAAACCGGCAGAGAGAAAGAAACACAAGGCCAAGUCUGAGAUUUCUUCUGUCCAGAUCUACUCCUCAAACGAGAGGAAGUCGCUGCGCCAUUCGACUGCUGUCAAGUCCCAGGCGACCGCCAAGCGAGAGCAAGAGCGGGAGCAGAAGAACAAGAUGAUGAAGGAGAUUGCCGCCAAGAAGAAUGUGACGUCCGUCAGGCGCCUCACACAGGACGAACUUCUGGCUGAGGCCAAGAUCACAGAACAGCUGAACCUCAAGAGCCUGGAAACCUACGAACGUCUGGAAUCCGAGAAGAAGAAAGUGCGGGUUACGAAGCAGGCGUACCGAGGUCCGAUCAUCCGCUACCAGUCACUAGCCAUGCCUGUUGUGGAGGAGGUCGUCACGGAGCCGGACAUCAAUGUUGAUGAAGACAGUUCGGAUGCUCACAGGAAGACGGAUGUUGUUAGGACAGGGGAGCGAUGUGAACGGACAUUUAUUACGUUCACAGAUGAAGGCACAUACAAGGAUGUUUUCCCCCAGAAGAGGUCAAGGCCACCUGCCAAACAGCUCUGUCCAAUCACACGCCAGCCUGCUAAGUAUUAUGAUCCAAUCACACAGACCCCCUACUCUACACUCCAGGCAUUCCGGUGUAUACGAGACGCGUAUUCCCAGCAGUUGGAGGGACAGAGAGCUCUUCAACAGAAGAAGAGAGAAAAGACCCCCGUGCCAUCAACAUCGCAGACAGUGACCGUGACUUCUUAGUUGUGCGAGUGGGAUUGUGCACAUCCUCGAUUAUCCAGGGUAGCCAUGGACUCACACACCUCCAUUGUUUCAUUUAGAGUCUGAUUCGAAAUGACAUACCGUAUUCGACGUAAUAAGCGCCCGGGGCGCUCUCAAAAGUAGAAAUAGGGGGCUCUUAUUAGAAUAAAAUUUUGGUGAGAAAAUAAUUUGAGUUGAAAGAUUGUAAAUUUCGUAGAUU
Messenger RNA from Haliotis rufescens (red abalone), 1359 nucleotides. Its product is annotated as vacuolar protein sorting-associated protein 72 homolog. Gene Ontology annotation, cellular component: nucleus. The record is from RefSeq and is a predicted model, not a curated record. The transcript is spliced from 7 exons. Gene Ontology annotation, biological process: chromatin remodeling; regulation of DNA-templated transcription. NCBI's taxonomy places the organism in Eukaryota, Metazoa, Mollusca, Gastropoda, Lepetellida, Haliotidae. Bases 108 to 1142 code for a protein of 344 amino acids. Gene Ontology annotation, molecular function: ATP-dependent H2AZ histone chaperone activity.